Messenger RNA from Suillus clintonianus, 674 nucleotides. RefSeq lists its product as uncharacterized. Lineage: Eukaryota; Fungi; Basidiomycota; Agaricomycetes; Boletales; Suillaceae. The transcript is spliced from 3 exons. The record is from RefSeq and is a predicted model, not a curated record. Bases 120 to 455 code for a protein of 111 amino acids.
AUAUGGUAUGAAGUCGCUCGGUUUGUCUAAAUCAUUAUGCAAACGACUGUAACGCGGAGGCGACGAUGCUGGAAGCUUCUAAGUAGCACUGAAGGGAGCUUAUACGUAACUGAAGAGGCAUGCGGGCAUGGACUCGGGCAUUAGCGCUGACAGCUGAGUUAUGCAUACUCAGUCUUUAUCUCCAUGCUGCCUUCCUUUUAUACCGCAUCGAAGUGGGUAAUAGCCUGAGGCAUCCCGUGUGUGCCACACCAACGUGGAUGCGGAGGCCUACUUACAAUCAAGGGCGGACGGAAGUUAACUGUUUCGCUCAUGUGCCUCCAUCCCAUAUACCGUCAACACGCGUUCAACUCAGCGGUUGUUCAAAUAGGUCUAGAGCGGCUAAUACCCCAUUCUCGCUAUGGUUCUCCCUCAAUGGUCAUCCUAGUGGGAGAUGUGCAGUAUGUACUAGUACAUAGUAAUUUCAAUCAGUUCUUAAUAGUGUCUGAAUAUUCCACUGUGUAGCUCCAGUGAUUCCGAUAAACAACAAAUCUCUCUCACAGCUGUCCAGGAUUUCUUCCUCCAUUGUUCCGCUCCCAUGUGAGCAUCGAUUAAGAAGGCAGUGGGGCUUGGACUCGUGAUCACAAUUGGUAGUAAUACUCGCGUGAUUGAUCGCCAUGUCUAUCUGCUACUACCAC